Molecule: messenger RNA, 417 nt
Organism: Gryllus bimaculatus (two-spotted cricket)
Lineage: Eukaryota; Metazoa; Arthropoda; Insecta; Orthoptera; Gryllidae
Source: the annotation of a GenBank genome assembly
AUGGCUGUGCCGCACGCUGGCGGAAAUCGCAGUGUUCCUCGUGUGGGCUGGGGCGUUGGUAGCUCUGGGGACGGCGGCGGCGCUGGUGGCGACGGCGACGCUGUGGGCGGCGGCGCAGGCGGGCUUCCCGCCGGUGGUGCCGCUGCUGGUGCGGCCGCUGCUGCGGCGGGGGGGCCUGCGUCGCUGCGCCCGCCUCUGACCCCCGACCUGGCUGUGACGAACGGGGAAUUGGUUGCAGUGCCCGCCGAGGCCACGGCGUUCCUGGGGGCCGUGGCCGCGUUCGUGGUGCUGCUGCUGGUCUUCUUCCUGUACCUGAACAAGAAAUGGUGCUUCUACGGCGUGGGCGGCUUCCCGUGCUGCGACGAGCCGCUCGGCCGGGCCGCACGCGCCGCGCGAUCCAAACACCUCGGUGAGUAG